AUGUCAAGGGAGCUCAACAAGGUGUUUGAAUAUCUUGCAUCCGAGCCUUCAAGUCUCACUAUACAGCGUGCGCAUCUUCUGGUCAAUGCUCAGCCUAGUUGUGGCCGUCUUAAUGGCUAUUGCGAUCUCUCGGAAUGUCCCAGGGAGACCUCAGCGGCUACCG
Molecule: messenger RNA, 163 nt
Organism: Perkinsus marinus ATCC 50983
Lineage: Eukaryota; Perkinsozoa; Perkinsida; Perkinsidae
Exons: 1
Source: RefSeq, a predicted model, not a curated record